This is a messenger RNA of Conger conger (European conger), 4494 nucleotides long. Its product is annotated as bMERB domain-containing protein 1-like. Bases 246 to 1061 code for a protein of 271 amino acids. The transcript is spliced from 6 exons. Gene Ontology annotation, biological process: negative regulation of microtubule depolymerization. NCBI's taxonomy places the organism in Eukaryota, Metazoa, Chordata, Actinopteri, Anguilliformes, Congridae. The record is from RefSeq and is a predicted model, not a curated record. Gene Ontology annotation, cellular component: microtubule cytoskeleton; cytoplasm; membrane.
UUUGUGUAUACCGGCCAAUAAAUGCCAUUUUGAUGAUUUAUACUUCAGUGUUGUAUUGAACUGUUAGACAAAGCGUUUUUCAUGGCUCGUUAAUCCUGAAUUAAAUAGCCUGUAGAAUAAAAUAUCUUUUAUGACAUUUUUUUAAAUAAAAGGAAGAUGAAGUGCUAGUUUUGGGAUAUUUUUGGUGUAACGUUAGUCAAUCCUGUAUAGCUAAAUUAGUCAAUUUUAGCAAUUUCAGACAAAUCAUGAGGAAGGCUUUUUUAAAACAAGUAAAAAGGUUUCCAUGGAUAACGAAUGUCAGUCUGUUUGGCUGCUUGUUCGCUGGUGGGGAUUUCGUACAUCAGUGGUUUUCACGAAGAGACGAAAUGGACUGGCGGCAAACUGGAAAUGUUGCUGUGGUGGCUUUUAGUUUCCACGGCAACUUCAACUACUUCUGGAUGCGCGGUUUGGAGCGGCGGUUUCCGGGAAAUUCUGCCAGAAUGGUACUUCGCAAAGUGAUCCUGGACCAAACGAUUUCUUCACCGAUAGCCACCAGUGCCUUCUAUACAGCCCAGACCGACGUUUCCAUGGCUGAAAGCUCCAUGUCUCCAGACGAGAUCGAGGUGGAGAUGGCACGAAUCCAGCGUCUUCGUGAGGUUCUUGUGCGCCGGGAGUCUGAACUGCGCUUCAUGAUGGACGACAUUCAGCUGUGCAAAGACAUCAUGAGCCUAAAACAGGAGCUGAGGAAGAUUGUUGCAGUACCCGAGAAAGACAAGACCAAGAAGCACAGACAGAGGGAGGAGGAGUUAAUCCUGAACAUUCAUAAACUGGUUCAAAAACGGGACUUCUUGGUGGACGACGCAGAAGUAGAGAGAUUAAGGGAGCAGGAGGAAGAUAAGGAAAUGGCUGACUUUCUGAGGCUGAAGCUCAUGUCCCUGGAGAAGCUGGCCAAAGUCACGCAGAGUCCACCUAAACCCAAGAAGGCCGUCCCCGAGCCGCCCCCCAACAAGCCAUCCAUCGCCAAAUCAGGAGCUGCCAUAAUAAAGGACUGCUGUGGCGCCACCCAGUGUGCCAUCAUGUAACUGCAGCGACUCCCACAGGGACCGUUUGGCCCCAGGGAACAGCGUGAUCUGUAAUCACCCGACCCAAGUCUCCAGCAGAACCCUCACCUCAUCGCAGACACCAGAGAACCCUGGUUGAACACCAGCUCCGGGGGGGGGGGGGCACGAACACACUCAGCACAUCCUACAGAAAAGACAUUUCACACCUGGACUUCCAAACUUAUCACACAAGCAGGCACAUUUCACAUACACAAACUGCACAAACAUUUUACACAGACAUAUUUCACAUAUGAACAAAUACAGAGACACGUUUCACACAACGACAGCCAAACUACACGGGCAGACAAAUACAUUUCACACGUGAAUAUCUUCCGAAAGGCAAUGUGCACAGGGUAACACUCAGGCAGCCCAACUUACAUACUGCACAGACAGGCGCUUUACAAGUAAGUGUCUAACAUUUUAGGUGAAUUUGUUGUCGCCUAGAUUAUAUUUAGAAGCACAGAUUCGAUUGCUACUUUGCGGCAACAUUUCUGAAACUUAAGCGAAAGGCAAGUGCUUCAUUUGUCUCAAGCACUUCAGGAUUCAUUUGCUUUGUAUUGCCAGGAAUGUACUGCGUUGCAGUCUGCCACAAGGCAGAUGGAUUAAAGUGCCAAAUGUAUACUUCUUCCCAGGAGCUCAGGAGAAAAAAAAAAAGUGGCAGCAGUCUGCAAAAUGGUAAUUACUAUUGAGGUCACUUACCCCAGAAUGAAGAUCAAGUAUUCUUCUGCUCAAGUUUAUGGUUUCUUUACCACAUGCAUUUAAACCAGGGUUCUCUGUAGACUUGGGAAUGAGGCAAAUAACAUUGUCCUUAUAAAGUCCACUGUAUAUGCUAUAUUUCUGUAUUCGAUAACAGGGCUAUUUAUGUUUAUUACUAGCCCUUUAAGAGUAUAGUCGAAACACCAACCGCCUCCUCUAAAUUAUCUCUGGUUUACUGGAAAUAUACCAGGCAUUCUCUCACUGUUUUAUCACAAGACCAUAAACGUGGACUCACUGAAUGGAGUUUCCAUUUGCCAUUAACUGAAAAUCUGAAAGCAAGACUAUAGAAAGCAGUUUCGGUUUGCAAGAACUGUCUUGCAUGGUAUUCAGUCAUGACAUCCAGGGAAUAGGUGUCAUAUAUAGAAUUUCACUUUUGGCUUUCAAUCCAAGAUAACACUGGACUACAGCGAUAGGGUUUUUCCACCUUUCACUGACAAGUAUAGGACUGAUAGGAGAGGUGGACCUGGGUAGGACGCUGUAAAUAUAUGACAGGAAAGUUUAAAUAUGUGGAAUAUUUGUAACUGCAGAAACCAGUGCAUAAAGUUGGGGGAUGGUCUGGAAACUCCACUCCUGUAUCUUUGUGUGAACAAAACGUGUCUGCACACAAAAAAAAUGCAAACUGUAUAUUUUGUAGGAUGUGUAUGAUCACUUUCAGGCCGUUUUUCAGACAUGCAUUGUAAAUCAAAUCCUAUUAUGUGAAGGGAAAUUGAUUUACCUUAGAGGUAGUUCCAUCAUUCUCAACAUGUUCGUUAAUAUUGCUUUAGGGGAUGAAGAUGCAUUUGCAUGUUAAAAUGCUAAGAGUUUAGAGGUUAGAAUAUUCAUGCUAAACAUACAAACUAGAAUUGAUCAAGAGGUGUAUGCAAUUUGUAAAAGUCCAUGUAAAAUGUAUGUUAUGAGGGAUGUUUUCUAGAAUCAAUAAGCAAGUGCAUAGCAGCUCUGGGAUUUACUCAAACUGUGAUUUACUCUCGGCGUGGGGAAGGAGGGUCAAACCGGUUCCUCUCAAAGAACACCUGAGACCAAAAUUCACCUUUUCCUCAAUUCAGUCAAUUCUUCAUAAGCAAACACAUACGUCUUAAAGUAUAUUCAUUCUUUCAUUCAGUCAGUUAUUUCAUCAUAACUAGUUCAUAGGGUAUUAUCCGGCUUAGGCUAUACCACGGCUAACCUACCGAAGUAAUGUAGCAGUGGACAAUUUAUUUUUCGUUUAGAAACCAAUUAAUUAAAUGAAACAACUGAACGGGAGAAGAAAAAAAAGUGACUGUUGGCGAGAUAAAAAUGUUUUGCGCAGCCUAAAAUUGUCUGCUGCCACUAAAAUCUAACUGCAUCAUUGCCGAUGUUCACUAGCUCACCAUCGCCGAAAAGGAAAUAUAACGUUAGGCUAUUAGUAAUGUUAGCUCGCAGUAUAAUGGCAAGCAAUUAAUAGAAAUUUGACGCUGUAUUCCAGAGCCAUUUUAAAAGGAAGCAUAGAAAGACCUCAUAAUUCCCUUUGGUUUUACAGCACUCAAUCGACUGACAUGUCUCAUUCUUGCAUUCAGUCCCGCUAAACUGCUAAAAUAAAAAUCGAGGCAUUCCUAAGUAGCCUAUUAUUUAUCUGCGCUUGUAGUACUGCCUUGUUUUCUGGAGUGUUCACAGCCAGUAAAAGUUUUAUCUUGCUCUCCUCACCCUCACGUGUGUUGCAAGUGAUUUUAUUAUUGCUGCCCAAGUUAACACGCUCAGUUACAUUAUGCUACAUGGUUAUCGUUCGACAAUGCAAUGUGUAGCGUAGCUAACAGAAUAUGUAGCCACAGUACCGCAACAUAUUUGUCUCACCAAGUCGGCUAUGAUAACCGAACUACUUACAUGAAUUAGAAAUGCAAUGCAUAGCAGUGUGUGUUGCGCGCCUUUCUAUUUGUUGGACAUUUCAGCAGUGAAAAAAUUCUUCACACCUGUUCGAUCCGUUCUUAUUAGCAAGUUAUACGAAAUUAAUCCCACGUGACACAUCUCGGCCAAUCAGAAUGCCGCAUCUGCCCUAGGCGGUCGGUUAUUUUUCCAUGCGUGGUAUAGAUAAAAUCAGCAGUUAACUUCGGGGUGGAUUGCCGCUCUGGCUCUGCGGUCUACUGCCGUUGAGGAAUAUGAAGCAGGCAGUGUUUUCCGUGUCAUUUAACCAAGUCAAUAUUGGAAUACAAAAAUAAUGUGAAAACUGAACCAAUUUUUUUAUUCAUAUGAUUUACACGAUGUCGUCUAGCUAGCUAAUGUUACGUUAGCUGUCAGCAUCCCCUAACGUUGUAGCUAACGUUAGCUAGCCUACAUCAUUAACAUGAAUAACCAGUACAAACUAGCUCAAUGCUGCAAUUAACAUUCAGUUUAAGGGACAACUAUAAAAACAUGCUCUAUGGUUUUACUAUGGCCUGAAUGACUAACGUUCAUGUAUACAGAUAAUUAGGUCAUUAAGUGGAAACCGGUGAAUCUAGAAACCGAACCCUAAAUACGUAUCAACCCUCAACGGUGGCUAACCCACCCCUGCCAUAGUCAAUCACAGCUCAUCUGGAGUCAACAAACAAAAUGUGAAUUUGUGAUUGUGAAUUUUUAAGAAAGGUACUGAAGUAAGAAUAUUCACUCUAUGCAGCACUGUGCUGAAAUAUGAAACCUGUAUAUACGUUUGAAUAAAUGCAUCUUUCUGGAA